This is a messenger RNA of Megalobrama amblycephala (Wuchang bream), 1346 nucleotides long. It is a transcript of the gene slc35d2, whose product is annotated as solute carrier family 35 member D2. Lineage: Eukaryota; Metazoa; Chordata; Actinopteri; Cypriniformes; Xenocyprididae. Gene Ontology annotation, molecular function: antiporter activity; GDP-fucose transmembrane transporter activity. The record is from RefSeq and is a predicted model, not a curated record. Bases 233 to 1231 code for a protein of 332 amino acids. The transcript has 12 exons. Gene Ontology annotation, cellular component: Golgi apparatus.
CGCCCACUCCGAGACCCCGCCCCCUGUCACUGUGAUUCUACCGAGUCGUUCUGUGUCGUUCAAUUAUUAACUGACACAUCGUUCAUAAACUUCCUCUCAUGUCACGUUUGGUUAUAUAACUUAUUAAGUGUGAUUAACGGACAGGUUUAGAAGACUAAAGCAGCAUGUUAGUCUCCAGUCCGCCGAAGGAAAGCUGUGAGGAUUAAGAGAAACUGAAGAAACCGAAAGAAAGAUGACGUUAAACGAUGAUAUUAAACACACGAAACUCGUGAAGUUUUUUUCCGCCGCGUUUUACGCCUUUUCUUCGUUUUUCAUCAUCGUGGUGAAUAAAAGUAUUUUAACUCAGUACAAGUUUCCCUCAUUUAUGUUUCUUGGAAUUGGACAGAUGACAGCAACAAUCAUCAUUCUGUAUGUUGCCAAAAUGAACAAAACGAUCCAUUUCCAGGACUUUGACAAAAGUAUUCCUGGCAAGAUUUUUCCUUUGCCAUUGCUGUAUGUGGGCAAUCACGUGACCGGACUGGGCGGAACAAAGAAACUGAGUUUACCCAUGUUCACCGUUCUCAGAAAAUUCACCAUUUUACUGACAAUGAUUAUGGAAUCAAGGAUACUGAGAAAAACCUUCCCUCCGUCGCUGGUGUUCAGUGUUCUGGCUAUAGUUCUGGGCGCUCUGGUUGCAGCGAGCUCGGACCUGUCCUUCAAUGCAGAAGGUUACACCUUUGUUCUGCUGAACGACGUCUUCACGGCCGCCAGCGGCGUUUACACCAAGAAAAAACUCGGAAUGGAGGGUCUUGGUAAAUAUGGGGUUUUGUUUUAUAAUGCAUUUAUCAUUAUUAUCCCAACCCUCCUGGCGAGUGCUUACACUGGAGAUCUACAGAAGGCCCUUUCCUUUGAAGGAUGGCUGUCUUUUACGUUCAUAUUUUAUUUUUUACUGUCUUGUGUCAUGGGGUUUAUUUUGAUGUAUUCUAUCAUCCUCUGCAGCUAUUACAACACGGCACUAACGACGACGGUCGUUGGAGCAAUUAAAAAUGUGGCUGUGAUGUACAUCGGCAUGUUUGUUGGUGGAGACUACAUCUUCUCAUGGCCGAACUUUAUAGGCCUGAAUAUAUGUAUCUCAGCUGGCCUGAUUUAUUCCUACAUCACGUUCAGCGGCAGCUCUUCAGAAGCAAACGUGAAGCCGGCCGAGGACAAACUAACAGUUCACAUCACAGAGGAUGAACCGGAGAAAACAUGACUGUGCAUCUCAAUGCUUAGUUUGUUUUAUUGAAUUAGAUUUUGGGAAGAAAAGCAUUUGCUGCUUGAAAACCCUGGUAUAUUUUUAUUUAAAUAAAAACAAACGUGACAACCAA